Molecule: messenger RNA, 2179 nt
Organism: Rhinolophus ferrumequinum (greater horseshoe bat)
Lineage: Eukaryota; Metazoa; Chordata; Mammalia; Chiroptera; Rhinolophidae
Gene: SLC1A6
Product: solute carrier family 1 member 6
Exons: 10
Coding region: 374-2068 (564 amino acids)
Biological process (GO): L-glutamate transmembrane transport
Cellular component (GO): plasma membrane
Molecular function (GO): glutamate:sodium symporter activity; L-glutamate transmembrane transporter activity; neutral L-amino acid transmembrane transporter activity
Source: RefSeq, a predicted model, not a curated record
CCCCUCCUUCCGCAAACACGAGGUGCAGCUUCUCCAGCGAAGCUGCGGAGUCUGGGCGCUGGGGAGGCGGGGGGCGUCCCAGAGGGGACCCCGCCCCCUCCCCCGGCUGCGCGGCGCCCCGCACCCACGUGAGCUCACGGCCCGCGCGGAACCCAGCCGCUGCACAGCGCUUCCCGGCUCCGCGCGGUGCCUCCGCGGUCCGGUCCCCGCGCCAGCACUGUGCUGUCACUGGCGGGUCCCGGCUGCCCCAGCCGGGCGCUUCGCGGGGCUCCGGCUCUUGCAUCCCGACGCAGCGCGCAGGCCGAGGCGCGGGUAGGCCCACCCCGCCGCUCCGGACGCGGGCCCGGGCCCCUCUGUCCCCCGCAGAUAGACGAUGAGCAGCCACGGCAACAGCCUGUUUCUGCGGGAGAGUGGCCAGCGACUGGGCCGGCUGGGCUGGCUGCAGCGGCUGCAGGAGAGCUUGCAGCAGAGAGCGCUGCGCACGCGCCUGCGUCUGCAGACCAUGACCCGCGAGCACGUGCUGCGCUUCCUGCGCAGGAACGCCUUCAUCCUGCUGACAGUCAGCGCUGUGGUCAUUGGGGUCAGCCUGGCCUUUGCCCUGCGCCCGUACCAGCUCACCUAUCGCCAGAUCAAGUACUUCUCUUUCCCUGGAGAGCUUCUCAUGAGGAUGCUGCAAAUGCUGGUGCUGCCACUCAUUGUCUCCAGCCUGGUCACAGGUAUGGCGUCCCUGGAUAACAAGGCGACAGGGCGGAUGGGGAUGCGGGCAGCUGUGUACUACAUGGUGACUACAGUCAUUGCGGUCUUCAUCGGCAUCCUCAUGGUCACCAUAAUCCAUCCCGGGAAGGGCUCCAAGGAGGGGCUGCAUCGUGAGGGCCGGAUUGAGACCAUCCCUACAGCCGAUGCCUUCAUGGACCUGGUCAGAAAUAUGUUUCCACCCAACCUUGUGGAGGCCUGCUUCAAACAGUUCAAGACGCAGUACAGCACGAGGUUGGUAACCAGGACUGUUGUGAGGACAGAGAACGGAUCCGAGCAGAGCGCCUCCAUGCCUCCUCCAGCUUCAAUGGAGAAUGGAACCAGCAUCCUGGAAAAUGUCACGCGGGCUUUGGGCACCCUGCAGGAGGUGCUGACCUUUGAGGAGACGGUGCCUGUGUCUGGCUCGGCCAAUGGCAUCAAUGCCCUGGGCCUUGUGGUCUUCUCUGUGGCCUUUGGGCUGGUCAUUGGCGGCAUGAAACACAAGGGCCGAGUCCUGCGGGACUUCUUCGACAGCCUCAAUGAGGCUAUUAUGAGGCUGGUGGGCAUCAUUAUCUGGUAUGCACCUGUGGGCAUCCUGUUCCUGAUUGCUGGGAAGAUCCUAGAGAUGGAAGACAUGGCCGUCCUGGGGGGUCAGCUGGGCAUGUACACGCUGACCGUCAUUGUGGGCUUGUUCCUCCAUGCUGGUGGUGUCCUGCCUCUUAUCUACUUCCUCAUCACCCACCGGAACCCCUUCCCCUUCAUUGGGGGCAUGCUGCAGGCCCUCAUUACCGCCAUGGGCACGUCUUCCAGCUCCGCGACACUGCCCAUCACCUUCCGCUGCCUGGAGGAGGGCCUGGGGGUGGACCGCCGCAUCACCAGGUUCGUGCUGCCCGUGGGGGCCACUGUCAACAUGGAUGGCACUGCCCUCUACGAGGCUCUGGCCGCCAUUUUCAUCGCUCAAGUCAACAACUACGAGCUCAACCUGGGCCAGAUCACAACUAUCAGUAUCACAGCGACAGCAGCUAGUGUUGGGGCUGCUGGCAUCCCCCAGGCGGGUCUGGUCACGAUGGUCAUUGUGCUCACGUCGGUCGGCCUGCCUACUGAAGACAUCACGCUGAUCAUAGCUGUGGACUGGUUCCUUGACCGACUUCGCACAAUGACCAAUGUGCUGGGGGACUCCAUUGGAGCAGCAGUUAUUGAGCAUCUGUCUCAGCGGGAGCUGGAGCUACAGGAAGCUGAGCUCACCCUCCCCAGCCUGGGGAAGCCCUACAAGUCACUCAUGGCACAAGAGAAGGGACCGUCCAGGGGAAGGGGAGGCAACGAGAGUGCCAUGUAAGGGCGGUCCUGGGGAGGCCCCGUUGCCUGAAUGGCCGUGCACCGAACACACACGUUCUGUCUGGCAUGUUUGGGGGAAACUGAGAUAAAGGAGCAGGAAUGAAAGACUGUA